CAUUCCAGAUAUGUAAAUAAAAACAGAUAAAAAUAUAUCAACAAAAACGGUGCCGUGUUUUAGAUUGUGUUUUAGUUGUGAAUAAAUUGUUAAUAAACAAAAAAUACAAUGGGAGUAACUGUAUUACAACAAUUUCCAAUGAUGGAAAAUCGUACUGGACCACAGACAAUUGAAUUUUUAACAAAAAGAAUACUUGCACUUGGAGCUCUUCAAGUUGGCCAAUUUAUUGUUGACUGUGAAACUUACAUGUCUGUUCCUCAACUUGGUGCACAGAGGACAGUUCAUGUACUUCAUAAUUCCGAACAGCCAGCAUCGGUUUUUGCACUUUUAGAAUCAGGGACAAAAGUUGUGCCUUUAAUUGCUGAUGGAUUAUUUGAUUUGAUGAUGAUUAAAUUUGCAACAAUGUAUACUAGUAAAAAACAAACUAAAAUUGAAUCAAAAGGUCCGAGAUUUGAAAUUGGUGAUUUUUGUGUUAAACUUGGCAGUGUUACAAUGAGUCAAAAUUUUAAGGGUGUUCUUGUUGAGGUUGAGUACAGACCGUGUGUGGUACCAGGUGAAGCCUGGAAUCUUAUCAAAGAAUUUUUACAAGGAUUUAUUGGUUCAGCAGUGGCAAAUCAACCUCCUCCAUAUUUACAGAAUCGUAUGAAUGAUAUUUAUCAACCAAUGGACACAAUACAUCAGUACUUGGAUCACUUUGGACAAUAUAGAAAAGCAACUGGUGUAUUAUAAUUCAAUGAAAAAAUUUAAUUAAUCAGUGGAUAUAAUCAUUUUCAUCUAGAAAUAAACAUUUAUAUAUUGUAAAAAUAUAAUUAAUUUUUAUAUUGGCUUAAAGGAUUGUUAAUUUAAAUUGCCAGUCGAUGAUAAUAGAGAAAAAUAUGUAUUCCAUUUUCAAUAAUCAACAAAAAGAAUGGAAAUUCAUCGGCUGACUGAUGGUAAUUUUUAUUUAUACAGUCAUUAUUUAUUAUAAAUAAAUAAUACAAUUUUUUUUUUAAUAAAUACUUAAAUUUUUUAUACAAAAUGCAUAUGAGCCAAAUAGUACUAAAUUCAUUAUGUCCAUUUCGAAAUUUCGAUUUUUUUUUUCUAUAAAUUAAAUGCCUUGAAGAAUUGAUUUAAAAAUUUACAGGAUAAGGUUUCUUAUUAAUUUGAGCUAAAUAAAUACCAGAAAAAAUAUUUGAAAAGGGAAAUUCAAGAAGACGUAUUUUUUUAUGAGAAAACAAAAAAGAUUUCUAUUUUUUUUUAUUAAAAUUUAUCAACUAAAUAACACUUGUUACAAUAAAAGUACAAUAAAUUGUCAAAAAAAUAUAUUCUUAGCUAAAUAUAUAAUUCUAUAUACAUUAUAAAUAUAAAAAAAAAUUAUUAUAAACUUCAACUCAAUGUGAGUCAAUGCUUUCCAUUUGUAUAAAUUCGAUUUACCCAAUUUCUUCAACACUUGCUGGACAAUUUUAUAACUUCAAAUUUCUAUUCAUCAAUCGACAUAUAAAUUUAGCUAAUAAUAAAAAACAUUAGCUCGUUGAGAAUAAAACCCUUGAAGUUAUUUUUCUAUCAUAAUUAAUUAUCAACAAUUAAAUAAUCAAUCAAUCAAAAAAAAAAAAAAACUGAGUAAUAUUUAAAAAUACGUUCUCUCACA
Molecule: messenger RNA, 1627 nt
Organism: Aphidius gifuensis
Lineage: Eukaryota; Metazoa; Arthropoda; Insecta; Hymenoptera; Braconidae
Gene: MED20
Product: mediator of RNA polymerase II transcription subunit 20
Exons: 5
Coding region: 109-729 (206 amino acids)
Biological process (GO): regulation of transcription by RNA polymerase II
Cellular component (GO): mediator complex
Molecular function (GO): transcription coactivator activity
Source: RefSeq, a predicted model, not a curated record